This is a messenger RNA of Gambusia affinis (western mosquitofish), 4920 nucleotides long. RefSeq names its product glia maturation factor, beta (gene gmfb). Gene Ontology annotation, biological process: actin filament debranching; negative regulation of Arp2/3 complex-mediated actin nucleation. The record is from RefSeq and is a predicted model, not a curated record. Lineage: Eukaryota; Metazoa; Chordata; Actinopteri; Cyprinodontiformes; Poeciliidae. Gene Ontology annotation, molecular function: actin binding; Arp2/3 complex binding. The transcript is spliced from 7 exons. The coding region runs from base 128 to 556 and encodes 142 amino acids. Gene Ontology annotation, cellular component: actin cortical patch.
GGGAGCCUGUGAGGGAUUGGUCAAACCAGUCACGGGAUGAUGGGAAGUAAAGAGAAAAAACACUGAAACCGUUUCUGCCAUUCAGAGCAGUAGCUGCGGCUUCAGGGAGAUUUUUAACUCUACAAUUAUGAGUGAAUCACUGGUCGUGUGUGACGUGGAUGAAGAUCUGGUGAAGAAGUUGAAGGAGUUUCGUUUCCGGAAGGAAACCAACAACGCGGCCAUCAUUAUGAAGAUCGAUAAAGAGAAGCAGCUCGUUAUUCUCGAAGAAGAGCAUGAGGAUAUUUCACCCGAUGCUCUAAAGGAUGAACUGCCUGAGAGACAACCCAGAUUCAUCGUCUACAGUUAUAAGUAUCAACACGAUGAUGGACGCGUGUCCUAUCCGCUCUGCUUCAUCUUCUCCAGUCCAGUGGGUUGUAAACCGGAGCAACAGAUGAUGUACGCAGGAAGCAAAAACAAGCUGGUGCAAACGGUUCAACUGACCAAGGCGUUUGAGAUCAGGAACACAGAGGACCUAACAGAAGAUUGGCUUCGAGAGAAGCUUGGAUUCUUUCGCUAAGUAAGGCUCUUCUCAUCCGGAGGCUUGGGAUGCGAAGGGGAUCCUGACCGCACAACCAAGCUCCAUCUUUCAAGAAGAACGCACUACAGUUGUUACAUUCCUCUCUCGGCGGACCUGAUUUUAAAUAGCUUUUGCAAAUACUCUGCACUUAACGGUCACAUCAGCGAGGUUUAAGAUAUAUAGAUAUUUUGUAUUGCAACUCGGCAUGUGCCAGAAUGUUCAGACCAUCACGAGAGUUCGAGCGCCACCUCUGUGACCGUCAACAAUCACGGCCAUAUCUAAACCUCAGCAUUUGCCUCAGUCUGCAAAUGCUAUUUGAUUCAGGUCUGCUUUUGCCUCCCAUACCAUCUCUCCAUGUGCCAGUGAUGUGUCUGUACUGAAUUAUCACUCCCGUAGGUUUUCUUUAUUUUAUUUUUUACAGUGAACAGAAAUGAAACGUGCGUUUCCGCCUUUUCCGAAAGCAUGCUCUCAUCAUCCGGAGGGAACUUGGCGUCUUCGUAGCUACGGUUUCUGUUUCCUUAAGAUGCUUACACUCAACGAUUUUGCAACUGAAGCCCUCCUCAGUCGAUCUGUUUUUACCUUUUUUUUCCACAGUUUUUUUUGGAAGUCCUACCGGCUAAUCUUUUUUUGUUUUUAUUAUUUCUGGUGUCUGUAGGUGAGAUUUAUGUUGAUUUUAGAGCAUUUUCUUCCCCUUUUAGUUGUAGUUAGAAUCCAGAAAACACUACUGAGGUCCUUUAGAGGAUUUAAAUGAUAAGGUGCAUACUGUCAGUAGCUCCCUAGAAGACAAAAACACUAACACUCACACCUAGUGAAGUAAAACUGAGCACAUGAACGAGAAACCGUGGCUAAAAAUAUUCUGUGCCUUGUGAAAGCCUUCACACUCGUUGAACUUUUUCACAUUUUGUCAUGUUAUAAACACAAACUUAAUCUUUAUGAUGCUGUUUCUUCAGUGAUGUACUCAACUGAAACGCUGAGGUCUCUUCAUUCAGACUAUUAACAACGUCCAGAGAUUUACUCCAACAUUGGAGUAACAGGGGACUAAUUACACACUUUUCAGGUUUUUAUUGGGUAAGAAAUUUUGAAAGCCAUGUGUUGUCCUCCUUCCUCUUCACAAAGAUCAUUUUCGCAGUUAUUUGUUCUAGUACUCUACCUGCAUACAAUUUCGUCAAUAGAAUGACAUCAGUCGUACAAAAAGUCAUUUUUUUAAAAAAUUGUUUUUUGUUACGUUUUUUUCCGACACUUCCAACAAUAUUGAACAUUCGAUUAAAAACAGAAAUCAAUCUCUUUUUAUAAAAAUUGGAUGUUUUUUAGUUGAUCUAAAAUACAAAAUAAAAUUUAUACAUUUAUGUAAGACAAUAGUAUCUUAUUGGAAAAAUGACUUGAAUAAAUUUUAGGUCAUAUUUGCUUCAGUAGGAGAAAAAGGAACAGUGUUUUUUUUUUUUUGGUUGGUAAAAGUCGCUGACCUCUGACCUAUCACACAACAUCCCCAAUAAAAUACAUUACAGAUUGUGUUUAUAACGUUACAUGAUAUGGAAAAGCUCAAAGCCUCACUUUUGCAAGGCACUGCGGCCCUGUUGGUUUGAAAAUGGAUGACUUUCCUUCCUCUUUAAAGAAAAUAAAAACUCAACAUGAAUGAUGGAGAAUGUCUUUGACCUGCAUAUUUCUUGAACGGUUCUAACCAGGGUACAGUAUUUCCAGAUGCAUUCCAAACACAAACCUUUUUUUUUUAUUAUUUUAUUUUAUUUUCCCUCAAAACUUUAGUAACCAUGACAGCGAAGACAACAGCGCACACAGGAUGGUAAAUAUCUGCCCCCGAUUUUAAACUACUGGAAUACCGUCUCUUUAUGCGGAGCUUGUCAGCCAUCAUUGUGCGUUGGAACACCUACUGUUAUACUGAAUGUUAAUUCUCAUAUAAAGCCACUUUAUUUGCUUUGUAGCUGUUGCAGCCUUAAAAAAAGCUCCUCGAGACGCCGGUUGUGCUUCAUAUUUUAGAUGUUGGGCUGUUUACGUCUCCAUAAUGGCUUCCUCAUACCGAAAUGUGGCAGCUGCUCAUAAUUGGUGCCAGUCUCAAAGUCCUCGGUCCAGUCGCUAGCUAUGUAUUUUGUGUAAUUUCUUGUCAAAUGUUUAAUAUGUCACUGUGCAAUAGGCAUGGGCUGCUCACGGUUUUAAAAAGUUUGUUUUAAGAUCGCUACAGAAGCCUUCCUGUUAACGAAGCCAAGUACGUUUAAGUGUGAUGCUCUCGUAUUUUUCAGACUCUUAUUUUAAAUUAUGAAAGGACGUUGUUCUUGAGUUGCCCUGAAUUGACAGUCUUCAUAUCAUUUUUGGUUGACAACAUUCUUAAAUCAUUUGGGUGGAAGCAAUUUGAGUACUAAAGGGGGAAAACUCCACCGCUACUAGCUAACUAUUAGUAAAGUUAGCAUGUCCUUCGAAGCCCUGUGUCUGGGAACAAACCUGAAAUCGACAAUCGCAGAACAACACAAAUUGAUGUUUCUGAAACCGCUAUUGUGGACAUUGAUAUUCCCCAAAUUAUUGCUAAAAUCUCAUUUCACUCUCAUGAUCUAGAUGUAUUAUUUCAUCGUUAACAGGAAACCGACUACAGGCUCAAUGCAGCUCAUAUUAGCUUAGUAUACUAGUGUUACUCUAUAAAGAGCAGAAUGGUAAAAUAAAGUUUAGCUGCAAGUUGGUAAUAAAUGUCACAUGUUAAUGUGUUUAAUAUUGUUGUUUUUUUGGGGUUUUUUUUUUUUUAACCGUGGUACCAAGACACCUCAAACCGGCCCAAGCCUAUUGGUCAAACUCUGUCUUUUCACAGACAAACAGUGUUUUUCAUUUUUUAUCUUUGUUCUGUAAAACAAAAACAAACAAUAAAAAAAAUCACAAUCAGUAUAAGCAGCUCCAAAUAGCAACAAAAAACAUCUUUUUAGUAAUAAGAAAUGUAUUCCAGAUCCUGCAGUGACUUACUUCCACGCAACGGUGAGGAAAAUCCUCAAUGAUCCGUGGCUCGGGAAGUUUUCCGAUUCUUAUUAAAAGCGUCGUCCCGCCGCGGUAUAUCGGUCACAUCCUUAGAGGAGAUUAAAUGGGCUCCACGUCUCAUCAGCGUCGUCCCCCGUAGUGCAGUUUCUAUUAAAUGAAAAAUGGGAGGGUGAAAGCUUGUAGAUCUCAAGACAAAAAGAUAUUAUACGGUUUAGCUCACCAAUGCCUCGUUUAAAUUCCUAUCAUCUCCUGGAAAACUCAAAGUGAACAUUGGAUAAGUGCACGUCGCACUAUAAUAAUUGUCUCUUUUGACAUUUUUGUUACUCAAAUCCUAUUUUUACCUGCUUAUAACGAGACACUAGGAGUAGAAACGGACUUUGAUUUGAUGGUAAUUCUUAUGUCUACUGAUAUGAUAUACACUGCCUGCCUCAUGUUGGCCUGUAUGAUGAAGCUACAGGAGAGAAUUAGAGUAAAGUCAUUUUACCUACCAACACUAAACGUCUUAUUAAAAAACCCUUUUUGGAAUAUACUGGGGAUUAUCCAGUCAGGGCAUCAUAUGCUAACUCUGAAAUGUGCAAUCUUCUUAAUUUUUAUGUGCUGAAAACAUUUAAAAAAAAACAAAAAAACAACCAGACUAUCUUUCCAAGUUGUCCAGAUGCCAGAAAUGUGGACAGCUACUGUAAAUCGCCGCUUUCUCUACUGAAUGUAAACUAUUUCCAUCAAACUGUUUCCUCUGUGCUCUUUGAGACAGAACCAACGUCUCAACAUCUCAAUCAUCCAGAACCGGUACUAUGAAGCAGUGAGACAACUUCAGGUUCUCUACUUAGGGUUUUCAGCGCCACAGCCAGCAAGGAGGAACGGUGCAUAUUUCCUUCGCGUGUCACAACUUAACGUUUAUCGAACCGUUACCGACUCCACCUACUUAGUACGACUUGAAAACCCAGUGGAGACUUUCGUAGUACAGGCCUCUGUAUUCCUGCUCUAUCUGAAGUCUUUACAUGCGUAUUGUUUCUUUACAAAAAAUAAAUAAAAAACCCUCAAUGUUUGUUAUAUUAAGUGGAAAUGAAAUGCAGUAAACUGUCUUCUGUGUUAUCAAAAUCAACCUCACUUUUGGUUUCGAGCCUUGCCUCUGGUUGUAUCCUGUGGAUUCCUGAGCUUCUCCUAUGUGUUUGAACGGUUGUAAAUCCGACCCCUUGAAUCAUUUAAUCUGCGAAUGUGUAGUUUUGCUCAAUAAGUGUCCUCUCUGAUCAAAAUGCCUAUGAUUUUUUUCUUUCCUUUCUACUAAGAACUGAAACAUCUGCGAUAACCAGCUGUCUCAUGACAUCAGUGAAACUUUGACAUAUUCCUAUACCUGUGUCUGUCCUGUUGUCCAAAUAAACUGACAGUGAUGUCUA